Messenger RNA from Bufo bufo (common toad), 1375 nucleotides. Its product is annotated as gastrula zinc finger protein XlCGF57.1-like. The transcript is spliced from 3 exons. The record is from RefSeq and is a predicted model, not a curated record. The coding region runs from base 1 to 1350 and encodes 449 amino acids. Lineage: Eukaryota; Metazoa; Chordata; Amphibia; Anura; Bufonidae.
AUGUCGGAGCUUCUUCCCCCGUGUAAGAGUGAGGUGGAGGAGGACAUUCCAGGAGAUGUCACCACAGAAAAUCCCAGCAAGAAUUCUGAGGAAAAAAUUUUAUCACUAAAGGAUGAAGAUAUCCUGCAGCGGUCUUCUGGAGAAAACAUCAUUACCUUUAUUGUAUAUCCAGGACUUAACAGUACAGAUAUAUCCUAUAAUCCUCCUAAUCAUGGGGGACCUUCUCCUGACCAAUCACAGAUUGUUAUCACAAGUACAAGUGAGAAAAGGGGUGAAAGGUUUCAUUGUGGUAAAGAGUUGACAGAAAGCUCAGGUAUUUUUACACACAGAGGAAUUCACACAUUAGAGAAGCCAUAUUCAUGUUCAGAAUGUGGGAAAUGUUUUAAAUAUAAAUCACAUCUUGUUAUACAUGAAAGAUGCCACACAGGAGAGAAGCCAUAUUCAUGUUCAGAAUGUGGGAAAUGUUUUAAACGGAAAACACAGCUUUCUACACACAAUAGAAUUCACACAAGGGAGAAACCAUAUUCAUGUUCAGAAUGUGGGAAGUGUUUUCCAAAUAAAUCACAACUUGUUACACAUGUGAGAAUUCACACAGGAGAGAUGUAUUCAUGUUUAGAAUGUGGGAAAUGUUUUAUACAAAAAUCGCAUCUUGUUAGGCAUGAGAGAACUCACACAGGAGAGAGGCCAUAUACAUGUUCAGAAUGUGGGAAAUGUUUUAUAGAAAAAUCAUAUCUUGUUACACAUCAGAAAAUUCAUACAGGAGAGAAGCCAUAUUCAUGUCCAGAAUGUGGUAAAUGUUUUACACGGAAAUCACAUCUUGUUACACAUCUGAAAAUUCACACAGGAGAGAUGUUGUCAUGUUUAGAAUGUGGGAAAUGUUUUAUACAAAAAUCACAUCUUGUUAGGCAUGAGAGAACUCACACAGGAGAGAAGCCAUAUUCAUGUUCAAAAUGUGGGAAAUGUUUUACAAUAAAAUUACAUCUUGUUAAACAUCAGAGAAUUCACACAGGAGAGAGGCCAUAUACAUGUUCAGAAUGUGGGAAAUGUUUUAUACAAAAAUCAUAUCUUGUUACACAUCAGAAAAUUCAUACAGGAGAGAAGCCGUAUUCAUGUUCAGAAUGUGGAAAAUGUUUUAGCAAUAAAUCAAAUCUUGUUACACAUAAGAGAAUUCACACAGGAGAGAAACCAUAUUCAUGUUCAGUAUGUGGGAAAUCUUUUAGACAAACAUCCGCUCUACAUAAACAUGAAAGAAUUCACUCAGGGGCAAAGCCGUUUUCAUGUUCAGAAUGUGGGAAAUGUUUUAAAGAUAAAUCAGAUCUUGUUACACAUGAGAAAAUUCACACAGGAUAGAAAUGAUAUUCAUGUUCGGAAUGUG